AUGCAACCAUAUCUUAUAUUUGCUCGACCAGCUCUUUCAUACAAAGUACAAGAGCAUAACUAUAAUAUUUUUAUUCAACAACGCUUCUUUAUUUUAUUCCUCACUUUAAGGCAUGGUAUUCCUCUUUUCUCUGGUAUAUAUUUCAUUAUACAUUAUGAUGCACCAAUAUUCUAUGCAUUGGCCGCAAUUUAUGCCCUUUGUUACAUUCAAAUUGAUACCUUUAAAAAAUUCAAUCAUGUUCAAGAUGCCAUUCAAAAAAAGCAAGAAUUAAAUAAUCCAAGAAACAAUCAGAAUUUAAAUGCGACUGAAAGAGUGAAACAAUAUAAUAUUCUUUACUUUUUCCGUUUUGGCUAUUAUUAUCUUAUUUCUACUACCAAAGAAAUUAGAAAAACAUGUUUUGCCCAGACGUUCGAAGAGUUAUUUAAGGAUACCGAUUUAGACAGCUUUAAAGAUAAAGGUAUUAAUGAAAAGUUCACUAAAGAAGAUUUGAUCAUUCAACAUGAUCAAACGACAUUUACUAAAAAACAAUUUAGAUUAUUAGAGUUAGAUGUUGUUUCGGUCUAUCGACAACGAGCUGUUUACAUCAAUAAAUCGGCUGAUUCUUCUAUGCCAACAAAUUAUAUUUCACUUUCUCCUUUCUUUAGAUCAAAUAAGCUUGAAUGGGAUGAUUUUAUUAAGAGUAAAGAAGCUUCAUUCAAUUAUUAUUAA
Messenger RNA from Cetraspora pellucida, 708 nucleotides. The record is from the annotation of a GenBank genome assembly. NCBI's taxonomy places the organism in Eukaryota, Fungi, Glomeromycota, Glomeromycetes, Diversisporales, Gigasporaceae.